UUUCCCUCUGUUACGCACCAGUUUGCAUUUCGCUUUCUGGGUUGACCGCUGUGUUAUCAUGGAGAAAUACCUUAUCACUGCUUCUGCAUGUGCACUUACCGCUUCUGCACUGACUUUCUUAGUAUGUCGAUAUCUACACAAAAGACGCGACGUUCAAGACAACAUAUACGAGACGGAGAAAUACCUCGGAAGGUAUCUCAUUUGCCAUUAUGGUCAACCAGACGAAAUUUUGCCAUACAGCUUUGGUCUCGAGGAAUCUCUCGAUUUUCCAAAGCGUUGUGCUCUAGAGUGUAUAAAGCACACAGAGGAUGACGUACCUAGCAGAGCUCUUGACGUAGGGUGUGCCGUGGGCCGGUCUUCUUUUGAACUCGCCAAGAGAUUUAAUCAAGUUGUGGGAAUCGAUUUCUCACAAAGUUUCAUCGAUACAUGUCACCAUCUUAAGAAAUAUGGGAAAUUAGCCUAAUCUGUCCAAACUGAAGGAGUUCUUGUGUCUGAGCAUGUGGCCGAGGUCGAUUCUGGCGUUGACAGAAGUCGUUUAUCUUUUUAUCAAGGAGAUGCUUGCAAUUUGCCAAGUGAUCUUGGACAGUUUGGCUGUGUUUUGGCAGCAAAUGUGGUGUGCCGUCUUCCUAAUCCGUAUCAGUUCUUAGAAAGGCUUCCAUCGCUAGUGGCACCUAGAGGUAUUUUAGUCAUUACUUCACCCUAUUGUUGGUUGGAGAAAUUCACACCCAAGAAUCUAUGGCUGGGUGGCUACAAAGAUGCAGAUGGUAAAGCCGUCACCGGAUAUGAUAAGUUGAAGGUUUACCUCAGCCAAAAUUUUGUGCUCGUAGAGGACAAGCUCAUGCCCUACUUCAUCAGAGAAUAUUCCUAUGAACACCAGUGGGGUGUGGCUCGUACCACCAUCUGGAAAAGAAGACAAUCGACAUCCUGAGUUCCAGAUUCGAUUCCUUAGAUGAUUUUCAGGCCUCAAUCGAUUAAGAGUAUUUUCUCGAAUUUUUCCCCCGAUGGACUAUCUUUUUGCCCUCUUUUUUUUUUUUUUAGCAGCAUAUGCAUACCGAUUAACUAACGUUGAUAUUUAUUGAUUUCAUAAUUGUUACUGUAAACUCUGACGCUUUGGGAGUGACUCUCGCGUGAAGAACGAGAACGUCUUGAGACUCAUGACAGCUUAUUCUAGCAAGUUGAGGCCCGCCUACGAGUUUAAAAGUUGUCAAAGCUUCAAACAGUAUAUUUCCUAAAAAUGUAAGAAUUAAAAUGAACUCGUAUUUUCUUCAAUUUUUGAAGGGAACGCACAAGAGACGUGUAUUAUGGGGAUUGCCUGCUAAAAUCUUCGGACGUAUUCGGUCAUGAUCAGACCAUAGCGUAUAACUAUAAAAUUUCUGAUCUGGUUUUGUUUCUUUUGAUACGUUACUUCGUUAAAGACUGCUUCCCAAGUCCGUGAAACUUAUGUGACAUUUUUGACGGAAAAAUGAAAGAAUAUCUUUCUCAUUUAGCAAAUUGACAAUGUUACAAUAAAUUCUAGAAAAAAAAUGAUUUGCAAAAACAGGGUUUAACAUCAUUACUUUAGCGUACCUUAAACAUAGUAGCCCGUUCCAGUAAAUAGACGAUAGACACUACAUGGAAGAACUUCUUCAGAUUAGAGUAGAAAAAGACGGUUCUAGAUCAAAAUUGCAGAAGUUUAGUCGAAAAGUAUCACACAAACCCUUAACGGAGGAGUGUGCAACCGGACCCAAACCUCCCCCAUUUUUGCCCUACAGCUUAGCCUAAAACAGACAACAAACGAAGCAUUCAUGUAGUUAGUUUGUCUGAAACAUUCAAUUGCUUUAUCGAGAGUUCCUUACCAAUAAUUUAUCUUUUUUUUUGCUGCCUUUAGCAAAAAAUUCACUAAAUAUUUUACGCGUAACAAUGCUAGUUACAACUAUUUAUGGCCAUUUAAAUUUCAGUCUCUGUUUCUCUUUUUGAAAAUUACUUCCGGUGUACCACACUUCCGCUAGAGGGAUUACCAGGUCACCAAGCACUAAAUCGUUAUCAAGGAUUCUAGGAUCCACGUGCCGGUGGAUUACAUCGGCAGAUUAUUUUGUAAUAUUUCUUCAAUUUUUUCAAAUCAUGGAGAAAGGUCUUAUGAUUGCCUCAGCUAGUGCGCUUGGUGCUUCUGCACUUACAAUACUAGCUUGUCGUUAUCUUUCCAAAAGACGCGAAGCUCACGAUAACGUUUACGAGACAGAAAAAUUAAUCGGCGAAUAUCUCAUAUUCCACUUCGGUAAACCAGACGAACUUUUGCCAUAUGGCUUUGGUCCCCAUGAAUCUCUUGAUUUUCCCAAGCGAUGUGCGUCGGAAUGUAUUAAACAUAUGGGGGAUAAUGUGCCGAGCAUUGCUCUCGACAUAGGAUGUGCAGUGGGUCGAUCUUCUUUUGAACUCGCUAAGAGAUUUGAUCAAGUUGUGGGAAUUGAUUUCUCACAUGGUUUUAUUAAUGCCUGCAAUCAACUCAAGACGUAUGGAAGAUUGGAGUACACUGUCCAAACUGAAGGAAGUCUUGUGUCUGAACAUGUCGCUGAGGUUGAUCCUGACAUUGAUAGAGGUCGUCUAUCUUUUUAUCAAGGAGAUGCUUGCAAUUUGCCCAGUGAUCUUGGGCAGUUUGGCUGUGUUCUGGCUGCAAAUUUGGUUUGCCGUCUUCCUAAUCCAUAUCAGUUCUUAGAUAGGCUUCCAUCUCUAGUUGCACCUGGAGGUGUUUUGGUCAUUACAUCACCAUAUUCAUGGUUAGAGGAGUUCACACCUAAGAACCUUUGGCUUGGUGGCUAUAAAAAUGCAGAUGGAAAGAUUGUCACAGGAUUUGACAAUUUGAAGAGUUACCUGGGUCCAAAUUUUGAGCUGAUCGAAGACAAGCCUAUGCCUUUCUUCAUCAGAGAAACAGCUCGUAAAAACCAGUGGACUGUAGCACAUGCCACCAUUUGGAAAAGAAGGCAGGCAACACCUUGAUUCAAGAAUCUCAGAAGAGUUGAACAUGUUAAGGGUAUCUAGUUAAACUUUUCAUGGGACUUAAAAGUUUCUUAUUUGUCCAAAAUACACUAUUUGUUUUAAUGCACAAGUGGGCAAUGACUACCAAAUUGUUGAUUUUCAGGAUUUUUGUAGUUUGCUUUUCCUGUCCAUUUUAAGUUAGGAUUUGAAUUUAGAUAGCUCAGCACCAAUUUUUAUUUUCACAACAAAUGAUAUUAUUACUAGGAUCAUGACAAGGAAAAAGUAAUUUUAAUACUUCAAGCACUGUGCAUUUUGUGUCUCUCAAGGUAAACACUAUGAUAAACAGACAAGUAUUUAUUUAUAACUACUAACAAAACAUGGUGGCUGUAAUUGGACAUCAGCCUAUAAAGUGGACAUAGAGGAUAGAUUGAGUUUUUGCAAUGAAAGGUGUGCACGUAGCAUACGCGCAUCUUGGAAACAUGCUUGCAGUCAACUCUUGCUUCUCAAGCUUUUCAAAUGAAAUAAAAAUGAAGGAAAUGAAAUCAUU
Stylophora pistillata is the source of this 3496-nucleotide messenger RNA. RefSeq lists its product as uncharacterized. NCBI's taxonomy places the organism in Eukaryota, Metazoa, Cnidaria, Anthozoa, Scleractinia, Pocilloporidae. Gene Ontology annotation, molecular function: S-adenosylmethionine-dependent methyltransferase activity. The record is from RefSeq and is a predicted model, not a curated record.